AUGGGGGAUGUAAGGCUGGGGGAGGGGAGAGUGUACACGUUGGCAUACGCAGAUGACGUAGCGAUAUUGGCGGAAGAUGAGGAGGGGAUGAAGGGAAUGAUGGCAAGGCUGGAAAAGUAUUUUGAAGGGAAGGGGUUGGAAGUUAACAGAGAAAAGACGAAGGUAAUGAGGUGUAGGAAGAAUGGAGGGAGAUGUAAGGAGAUGGACUGGAGAUGGAAAGGGAAGAGAGUGGAGGAGGUGAAGGAAUAUAAAUAUUUAGGUUAUGUGGUGAGGAGGAGUGGAGGGCAGGAUGCACAGUUGAGGGAUAGGAUGAAGAAGGCAGCAAAGGUGAUGGGACAGGUUUGA
Messenger RNA from Harpegnathos saltator (Jerdon's jumping ant), 345 nucleotides. RefSeq lists its product as uncharacterized. The coding region runs from base 1 to 345 and encodes 114 amino acids. The transcript has a single exon. Lineage: Eukaryota; Metazoa; Arthropoda; Insecta; Hymenoptera; Formicidae. The record is from RefSeq and is a predicted model, not a curated record.